GUAACUCGGAUGCUACGAGCUGUGUUAUUAUGGUGGACAGAAUGUGUUCGGAACUUGGAUGAAUAAGUUGCGCAUUCUCAUGGAAAAUGCUUCUUGCUAGUCUUCCGAGGAUUGUUUUCCUCUUUGGUUAUAUAACUUUUUCUAACGCCUAUUUAAAUUUAUACUUAAGUACACAGGAAACUUUUCGUUUGCUAGGUGUGGAGUACGAGCUGUACUACGUGAGGAAUGGCAUCAUCAACCAGUACGCCCUGUCCUUCGACCUACCUCUACAGUCACACAUUGACGAGAUCUUCUUCAACUGGCAAAGUCUCGGAAACUUUCCGGUGUUGUACAGCCUGAGCUACAACAUCAGCAACCGCCGAGCCAUGAACAUGCCGACAGCCAACAUCUCGGAUAAAGGCGAGGUCCCCAACCAGGUUUCUGUGUUUGCGGUGGCCCUGCCGUGCAGUGGUCAGAUCAACGCCGAGGUCCACAUCAACAUUCAGAUGAGCAUCAUCUCCAAACCAGAGCCAACCACUCUCAACUUCAAGAGGAAAAAAGUUUGUCUCAAAAAAAACGAAAACUCUGUGUGGGUUCCCAGAGAGAAAGAAGGUUCCAGCAGGUACCAAUUCACAUCUAAUAAUGCAACUCUCACAUUGACACAUCUUGCUACAAAUCCAGUGUCUGAAGAAAAAGGUGAUUUGACCACGUCCACUCAUAUUUUCUACGCUGCUGUAGCCUGUACGUGUGCUGUCAUUAUUCUAAUUGCUCUGGGGGUCACCAUAUACUACCUCAAAUCACAAAAAGGCUCUGACCGCUAUUCAAAGAAAAUAAAUUGCUACGACAGUAGCAGUUCUCAAGCUCUGACUGGACAACAGAGUCAAACCUUCCUCAGGCCAGACACCCCAAACAAUGCUAGCGGCUCAGGUGCAUCAUCAAAUUUUCGACGUGGUGUUUCUCCCUCCAUUGACCUCAAGCCUACAGAUAUAAACACAGUGUUGAGUGAUAUUUUGAUAGAAAGAAAACGGAUAUCACUGGGUGAUUUGGUUCAUGAAGGCACAUUUGGCCGCAUCUACAUGGGGACAUUGAUUGGAGAUGAUGAGAAUGAGGCUGGGACAGAACAGGAUGUUUUUAUUAAAACUGUCACAGAUCAAGCCAAGACUGAUCAAGUCCAGUUGUUUCUGACCGAGUCUGUCCUGCUGAAGAGUUUGAUCCACCCCAACCUCCACAACAUACUAGGGGCAUGUCUAGAUAACCCUGACCAGCCCCUUGUUGUCUACCCUUACCUACAGGAAGGAAAUAUGAAAAAAUUUCUUUUAAAGUGUCGCAUGUCAGAGUGUGGUUCAAGAUAUACCCUGAAUACUCAGCAACUGGUGUACAUGGCUAUCCAGAUGAUUAGAGGCAUACAGUACCUACAUAGGAAGAAACUCAUCCAUAAAGAUAUAGCCACAAGGAAUUGUAUUGUGGGCACAGACCUGGUGGUGAAGGUGACAGAUAACUCCCUGGCCAGGGACCUUUUCCCUGGGGACUAUAAUUGUCUGGGAGACAAUGAGAACAGGCCGGUCAAAUGGAUGGCUAUUGAAGCUCUGAUGCAGAAGAGGUUUUCCCCGGCCAGUGAUGUGUGGGCAUUUGGAGUAACACUAUGGGAAAUGAUGACCCUGGGUCAGCAACCCUAUGCUGAUGUUGACCCCUUUGAAAUGACAGCAUACUUGCAGGAAGGUUACAGGAUAGCCAAACCUCACAACUGUCCUGACGAAUUGUUUUCGUUGAUGGCCUGUUGCUGGGCCCUGUCACCUGAUGAGCGGCCAAAGUUUCCCCAGCUGAUCACCUACCUGCAGAACUUUUACAUGGCUUUGGGCAGAUACAUCUAACCUUUCUGCGAGGUCAAGGUCACCUUUUCUAGCUCUAGUCAAGUCUGCAGCCAAACCUGGGUGUCUGUAGUUCUGUGAAGCAGGUGAUAACACAAACAACAGGGGUGGAUGCAGGUACCUUCAGAUAAACUGUGCAGGUAGAUCAACUCAUCAGUAUUACACAGGUAUCCAACAACUCAUUUCAGUCAUUGUCUGAAUCACAGCCGAGCAGACAACUCAUGCAAGCAAAAAAAAACAAAAAACCAUUGAGUUGGGUACUUCUAUAAUCUUGUGUUUGUGCUUGUAGAUGGAAAGUGUUCCAAAGAUAACUCUGAUUUAAAUUAAAGUCAACACUUCUCUGAUCAAGAGAAACAGAACUUUUUUCACCAAGAGAAGAGAACUCUUGCGAUCAAGAGAACAGCACUCUCGUGAUCAAGAGAACAGAACUCUGGCUUCCAGAUGUCCUAGCUUUAGUUGUAUAGUUCUCAACACUAAUGAGAGCUACAAAGAUGUAUGUACAGCUUAAGUACCUUAUGGAGAAGAAUUUCUCAUAUUUAUUUUUUUUUCUACUAAUUUUAAUGGCUGUGUGAAAUUUUUUUUAACAAAAUUUAACCAUCUAAAGCAAUUAGAUUGUGAAGAUUUUAAAAAUUUGUUCUUAUUCAAGAAGAAAAAAGUGACAACAUACAACAGGCAUAUUGGCCAGUGUUGCGUUCUUAUUACACAAAUUAUUGUCUUUAGAUUACAAUCAUAUAUAUUUUAUAAAGAACAUAUGUGGAAAAUAUGCUGAUUAUGCAUGUAACCACUGGUUGUGGAGAAGAUGGUGCUUUUAUUUAACCCUAAACACAAUUAUUGUGUGACUGAUAAGUGCAAACAACAUUUGUUUGAAUGAUGUUGCAUGUGAUUUACUGACAAUUCAUGAAUGGAGAUUAUUAUAUUUUAUAUAUUCGAAAAGAGCCACAAAAGAACAAAGCUGUUUUUAAUCCUAAAUGCUGAAUAGGUUUCUAUUUCGUUUUAUAAGAUGUAUAUACAUUUAAAAAUGCUGAUAAAAUGCUAUUUUGUAUUAUGUAAAUAACAUCAUGACUAGUUUGUGUACAGUUUUUUUUUUUAGCAAGAUCAUCCACAUUAGAAAAUCAUGUGUGUCAAUAUUUGCUGAAGAAAUAUUUUUAUCCAUAUCGCAGUAUUCAUAUAUAUGACAGAAUUAAUUUUUAAAAAAUGCUCAGUCUAGUUUUUUAAAUUAAUCAGUCGAUUUGGUUUGCAGCUUGUCAUUUAAAAAAUAAAACACAUAAAAUAGUUUGAAACUAAAUGAUUGAUAAGUGAAUUUUUUUUAUUCAGGAGUAAAAAUGUUCUUUGAUAUUGUUUACUCUUUAAUGUUAAGUUAAAAUUAAAGAAAGAUUUAUAUAUCUGUUUAUCGAAGGUGAUUUAGAUAUGCUUUUAAAAUAAAAGAAAGAUUUAUAUUGAUGUAUAUAUCCUUUUAAAAUUAAAGAAAGAUCUAUAUAUCUGUUUGUAGAAGGUGAUUUAGAUAUGCUUUAGGCUACAUCAAAUUCAGCCAUUUUAUUCCUAGAUCCUUUAAGUUGCAUCAAAAUGAGUCAUUGGUUUUCCUAGAAUAAUAAAGAUAUAAGUGUAGCAUAGGCGGAUAAAACUUUGUUCUGCUAGGGUGUGAAAUUAGCAAAUUGUUUGUCAAAAAAUAGCUCAAAGUAAGGCAGGCUUGAUUAUUUAAAAUACAAUUGUUGUUUAUUUAAACAAUUUUAUGCAUAUCUUUCCUAAUUUACAAGAGAAAACCUUACUAUGCAGAAUAUUUUCUUAGUGCCAGAUCAAAAUAUUUAACGCAAUUCAAUUACAGCUUUUAUUCUGCAGUUAAUUUAAUUUUAAAUACUAAAUUUAAUUUUUUUGAAAAUUUAAAAUAGCAUAUUCCUAGUUUACUUUAAAAAAUGACAAGUUUAAAAUACACUGGUCAUUUAAUAUGAAACUUUGAGCACACAACAGUUUAUGAUUAACAGCAUGGUUAACGUAAACUCAGAUGUUGUCAGAAUUGCAGUUACCUUUUCUGUGGCUUUCAACAAAGCAAUCGUAAAAUAUUAUCUUGUGUUCUAAAUGUAAAUUAUAUCUUAGAUAUGGAUAAUAAUUUUUUUAUGAAAUCCAAACACCAAAGCAAAGAAUAUAUGUAUGCAAAAGAAUGGGUAAAGAAUAUUUCAAUUAUGUAACAUUUCAUCCGGUCUGCUGACAUUGUGGAUGUUUGCUGAUGUUGCUUCAUGUGUCUGCUGAUGUUGCUUCAUGUGUCUGCUAUUGUCUUAUUGUCUUUACAUCAUGUUCAUUGACAUCAUUGUGGAUGUUUGCUGAUGUUGCUUCAUGUGUCUGCUAUUGUCUUAUUGUCUUUACAUCAUGUUGGUUGACAUCAUUGUGGAUGUUUGCUGAUGUUGCUUCAUGUGUCUGCUAUUGUCUUAUUGUCUUUACAUCAUGUUCAUUGACAUCAUUGUGGAUGUUUGCUGAUGUUGCUUUAUGUGUCUGCUAUUGUCUUGUACAUCAUGUAGGCUGGUGUACUAUACAUAUGUACACUUAGUGAUGUUCUUAAUGCCUGUCUUCUGAUCAAGUCUCUGACAUAUGUACGUCUGCUGAUAGUAUCCUAACUAAUUGGUAUAAUGACUGAUGUGUUUGAUUUUAGAUUUGUAAAUACAUGAAAUUGUCAUCAGUAGAUUUUUGAAUUAUCACUGCCAUUGUAGUAAUAUUUAUUUUAGUUUAACUAGCUACCUUUAUAAUUUACAUGUGACGAUAUUAGAUAUAUAAAAAAAAUAUUUAAAUUAUGCAUUAACAUACUGUACAUAGACAACUUCCAAAUCUUGUUGAAUACAAUUUUAAAAAUUAACAAAUUUAGUUUCAAUAGGCCAUAUCAGCAUACAGUACUGGUGACCAG
This is a messenger RNA of Physella acuta, 4737 nucleotides long. Its product is annotated as tyrosine-protein kinase RYK-like. The record is from RefSeq and is a predicted model, not a curated record. Gene Ontology annotation, biological process: axonogenesis; protein phosphorylation; multicellular organism development. Gene Ontology annotation, molecular function: protein kinase activity; ATP binding. NCBI's taxonomy places the organism in Eukaryota, Metazoa, Mollusca, Gastropoda, Physidae. Gene Ontology annotation, cellular component: plasma membrane; signaling receptor complex.